GGACAAUGGAGUUAGACCUUCUGAUCGGUCUACAGUUUCAAAGCUUAAUCCUGUUUUUGUCAAACCACACGGCACGUCGACGGCUGCAAAUUCAAGUUUUCUGACUGAUGGUGCCUCAGCUUGCCUACUGACCACUGCUGACAAGGCCGAAGCGCUCGGAUGGAAACCCAAAUGUUAUUUACGUGACUUUAUUUAUGUUAGCCAAGACCCCAAGGAUCAGCUAUUGUUGGCUCCAGCCUACGCGAUUCCUCGGUAG
Protopolystoma xenopodis is the source of this 256-nucleotide messenger RNA. The record is from the annotation of a GenBank genome assembly. Lineage: Eukaryota; Metazoa; Platyhelminthes; Monogenea; Polystomatidea; Polystomatidae.